Ipomoea triloba (trilobed morning glory) is the source of this 1597-nucleotide messenger RNA. RefSeq names its product cytochrome P450 CYP749A22-like. Gene Ontology annotation, molecular function: heme binding; oxidoreductase activity, acting on paired donors, with incorporation or reduction of molecular oxygen; iron ion binding. The transcript is spliced from 5 exons. The coding region runs from base 17 to 1552 and encodes 511 amino acids. Lineage: Eukaryota; Viridiplantae; Streptophyta; Magnoliopsida; Solanales; Convolvulaceae. The record is from RefSeq and is a predicted model, not a curated record.
AGGAGUUUCAACUGCAAUGAUAGUUUCAUCUUUCUUCAUCUCUUUGUGCUUACUAAUAGCUGCAAGAUUUACAUACAAAGUGAUAUGGGUUCCAUUUGUGGUAGGAUAUGCUAUGAGAUCACAGGGAAUCAAAGGCCCUUCUUACAAGUUUAUCUAUGGAAAUACCAAAGAGGUAAUUCAGAUGAGGAUGCAAUCCAUUAGUAGUGCCAUGGAAAUAUCACAUGAUAUCUUGCCUAGGGUGCAUCCUCACUACUUUUCAUGGAUCAAGUUAUAUGGGGCUAACUUUCUUCAUUGGAUUGGCCCUAAACCACAAAUGGUUGUGACUGAUCCUGAGCUGAUCAGGGAGGUACUAGGCAACAAAGAGGGAUCCUUCGGCAAAAUUAAACUUGAAGGUGAUCCAAAGAGGAUGUUGGGGGAUGGACUUGCAAUGACAGAGAGUGACAAAUGGUCAAAGCUAAGAAAACUAGCCACCCAAGCUUUUCAUGCAGAAAGUUUGAAGGAUAUGGCUCCAGACAUGGUUGCAAGUGUGGAAGAGAUGUUGGAGAGAUGGAAACAUGAACAAGAAAAGGGGAAGGAGAUUGAAGUGACUGAAGAAUUCAGGCUUUUAACCUGCGAGGUGAUCUCAAAGACAGCUUUUGGAAGUAGCUAUUUGGAAGGGAAAAACAUCUUUGAAAUGCUGAUGAAACUUUCAGCCAACAUAAUCAGAGAUAUUACUAGACCUCGAUUUUUUGGCAUCGAAAAACUUCUGAGGCUGAACGAAGACAUGGAAUCAAACAGGAUUGAGCGUUCUCUUUAUGAAUCAAUCACUGAGCUCAUAAGGAAAAGAGAAGCUAUGAUGGCAGAGUCUGGAAAAGUAGAGAGCUUGGGGAGUGAUUUUCUUGGAUCACUUCUGAAACUCCAUCACCAUGUUGACAAAGAAAACCGCAUUUCCGUACAAGACAUCAUCGACGAAUGCAAAACAUUCCAUUUUGCCGGACACGAGACAACUAACAGCCUCCUCGCCUGGGUUAUUGUUGUCUUAGCAAUCCACACUGAUUGGCAGGAAAAAGCACGAAAAGAAGUGUUUGAAAUAUGCGGUCAAGAAAAUCCCAAGCCUGAUGCCGUUCAACGAUUAAAGACAAUGAGCAUGAUAAUCCAAGAAACCAGCAGGCUAUAUGCCCCGGUACUCACACUCCUCAGAAGAACCAAAAGGAAAACCAAAAUUGGGAAACUCACAAUCCCAGCAGGAGUGGAGAUAGACAUCCCAGUUUUGGCAGUCCACCAUAACCCAGAGAUAUGGGGAGAAGACGCCCACUUGUUCAACCCAGACAGAUUUGCAGAAGGGAUGGCUAAUGCAACCAAGAAUAACACCAUGGCGUACUUCACUUUCGGCACUGGCCCUCGCAAAUGUGUUGGCUUGAAUUUCACCAUACUUGAAGUGAAGAUAGCCCUCACCAUGAUCCUCCAGCGCUACACCUUCAUCCUCUCUCCCAAUUAUGUUCACUCGCCCUUAAUGGUUUUGACUCUUCGCCCUCAACAUGGAGUUAAGAUUCUUCUCCGCCCUCUAGAAUAAGACUACUCCUCAUAGGUCUAGAUAUAAUAAUUAAGAAACUAUACU